This is a messenger RNA of Myzus persicae (green peach aphid), 1123 nucleotides long. RefSeq names its product elongation of very long chain fatty acids protein 4-like. The coding region runs from base 245 to 1114 and encodes 289 amino acids. Lineage: Eukaryota; Metazoa; Arthropoda; Insecta; Hemiptera; Aphididae. The record is from RefSeq and is a predicted model, not a curated record. Gene Ontology annotation, cellular component: endoplasmic reticulum membrane. Gene Ontology annotation, molecular function: fatty acid elongase activity. Gene Ontology annotation, biological process: very long-chain fatty acid biosynthetic process; fatty acid elongation, polyunsaturated fatty acid; fatty acid elongation, monounsaturated fatty acid. The transcript is spliced from 8 exons.
UCGUUCGCCGGUACGGCAGUCGGCGUCGGAGUGUUUGUUAUAGUACGUUGUAGUACGCACGCCACUGUAUAAUAUUGUACGCAUUGUUAUUCGUUUUACAAAUACGUUUUAAUUUUUCGUUCACGUUUUAAAAUAAAAAUAGAUAGUUGAUACUUGGUUUGGUCUUAUUAAAUAAUAACAAUUGUAUCUUUUGUUGUCAACGUAAGAGCCCGUGACACUGAAAUACAAUACAAUACAAAUUACAAUGUACACUGCACAAAAUGAAGAAUUUACAGUAUUCCGUUUGGAUUACAACUUAUCUACAUUAUUUGAUCAAGUUGAACAUUUUAAUCAAUGGACCGAAUCACUUAGCGAUACCAGAACCAGAGGAUGGUGGAUGGUAAAUUCGGUUUUCACUACACUUACCAUAACUCUUUGUUAUUUUUUAAUAGUAUGGCUGACUCCACGGUACAUGAAAAAUCACGCAGCAUACAGUUUAAAAAAUAUUCUAAUAAUAUACAAUAUCAUAAUGAUAAUAGCAAAUGUAUUCAUUAUAAUAGAAUUGACAUUGAUGACUACUAAAUUAAACUAUAGUUGGAUGUGUCAGCCAAUAACCUAUGUCAAUGCAGAAGCUGAGCUUAGGAUAGCAACAGCAGUAUGGUUGUACUAUAUAAUUAAAUUUUUCGAAUUAUUGGACACAAUAUUUUUGAUGCUUCGGAAGAAAGAUAAUCAACUGUCAUUUCUUCAUGUCUAUCACCAUUCAACAAUGUUCAUAUUCUCAUGGCUAGGAACAAAAUAUGUACCAGGAGGCUCAGCAUUUCUACCGAUAUUAAUCAACAGUGCUGUGCAUGUCAUAAUGUAUUUUUACUAUACAUUAGCUGCUAUACAAUGCUCAAAAAUCCAUAAAUACAAAAAAUUUGUUACAAUCAUUCAAUUGGCUCAGUUUUCGUUUGCUCUACCAUUAGGAAUUAAUGCCAUACAAAGUGGGUGUAAUUGGCCAUUAUGGAUGAAAUAUUUAUUUGUCUUUUAUAUUAUUACAAUGUUGGUUUUAUUUGGAGACUUUUAUAAGAAAAAUUAUAUAAAAAAAGUAAGCAAUAAUGAAAAUGAAGUUGGACAAUGUUUAAAGAAAUUGUGAUGUUUUUAA